AUGGACUCUGGUAAUUUUCUCAAAUACACAUAUGGCCUGGCUAACAGUUUAUCUGGGCAACGAAAGAAGCCCAAGAGGCUAUGGUUACCAUUACCAUCUCUUAGUUACUUCAGUUGUGCUGACUCCUCAAGAAUCACUGCAAAAGGGAAACUGGGCCAAGCUUAUUUUGUGGAGGAUGAUGUUGAUAUCAGGAAUCUCUCUCUAGUUUACACUCUAGCUGGAGUUGAUUGCAGUGAUCGUGCUGUCGAUGCGUCAGUGGUGAAUGCUGUAAAUGAAGGCAUUGAAGCAGCAAGAGAGAUUGUUUACCUUCGAAAGCCUUGGGUUAUGAUCAGUGUUAAUGAUGAUGAAGAUCUUCACUUUCAGAAAGCUGGUUUCUUGCAGUUGGCUGUUGGCACAAAUUCUCACCCGGUUGAAGAGUUGAGAAGGGAAGGGCUUUUCCAAACAACACUAGUUUCCAAGAAUUCGAAGGAUAGGAAAUUAAUGUACUCUACCUGCUUCAUCACAUGCUUUAGAAGAUGGAAUAGCUUACAGCAGCAAUGCAUGCAAGUAACUUCAGAUUGUUGGAAUGGUCUUGAGCAAUCACAGCAUGGUCUUGCUUGUAUUUAGGAUUAUCCAGGGCAUCUCUUUUGAGCACUUGCAAUGGCCCUUGAUUUGGUUGGAACUGUCAAAAUUUAUGAUCCCGAUCUAUAGGAUUACUGAAGCUUCCUGGACUGCGAAUUCACAUUUCCAGUAACUUGAUAAGGUUAUACAUGUGGUUUUGCAGCCUGUGGUUGUGGUUGUGCUAUAUUGCCUGGGUCUAGAGUAAAGUUAUAGACAAUUCAAUCCAGCCAUGAUAUAUAAACCAGACUUGGUAUAUAGUAAUCGAUGCUGCCCGUAUUCCUUGAAUCUUGAAAACAAAAGGAAUGAUUAGAUACCUUACGCUGUCACUGGGGCAACGUUGCAGUCCAUAUAGUGUUGCUGAUAAAAUGUUAAUUAAUUGAAUAGCCAUUUUGACCAUUUUGUAAACCUGAACUAUCCUUUUGAAUUCAAGUAGUUGAUCGUGCAUCCUGAUAUUCCACUUCCUGAUAAUCAAUCCUGCGACAUCGAGCCUUUCAACUUUAUAAAAGGAUAUCUUUUCCACUUGAAUUGAUGGUUAAUCAAACCCUUUUCAGAUUGACUUGCAGAUAUAAAAAGAAAACAAGACAUGGACU
Messenger RNA from Populus euphratica (Euphrates poplar), 1190 nucleotides. RefSeq lists its product as uncharacterized. The record is from RefSeq and is a predicted model, not a curated record. The coding region runs from base 1 to 606 and encodes 201 amino acids. Lineage: Eukaryota; Viridiplantae; Streptophyta; Magnoliopsida; Malpighiales; Salicaceae. The transcript is spliced from 7 exons.